AAGCCAACUGGUUUCUGGAGAUUUCAUGUGAGAAAAGGACGAACCCCGAACCCCUUCCUCUCUCACCUUGCGACUGUUUUUCUUUCUCUCGACAACCGUUUCCGACUUUUUUUAAUCGGAUAAUGUGGACCUUCAAAGCGCUCGGAGUAUGACAAGAGAUUUUAGGAUGCUAGACUUGUGCUGCUCGUUUUGUCUCUCUCUUUUUACUUUAAUGCCAGCACGGUGAAUGCGUCGGACAGAGUGGACAAGCCUGCUGCUGCUAGUUGUCCGCAUUCAGAAAGUCAACAUCUUGUCUUUCUUUAUAUUUUUUUCUCUCUGGAGCGACUUCAGAAGGAUGUAACGACCGAUCCACCUUGCACAGCUGAAGUCUCCUCAUCAAAAUGCAGAAAGGAAUACGACUUAAUGAUGGUCAUGUCACCUACCUGGGGCUUUUGGCAAAAAAGGAUGGUACAAGACGAGGGUGCUUGAGCAAAAAGAGCUCAGACAACACGAAAUGGCACUCAAAGUGGUUUGCUUUGUUACAGAAUAUGCUCUUUUAUUUUGAGAACGAGUCCAGCUCUCGACCCUCGGGAUUAUACCUGUUGGAGGGAUGCAUAUGCGACAGGGCGCCUUCACCGAAACCUUCGCUGUCAGCCAAGGAGUGUUUGGAAAAGCAGUACUAUUUCACUGUCAGCUUCACCCAUGAAAACCAGAAGGCGCUCGAGUUACGCACAGAAGAUGUAAAGGACUGCGAUGAAUGGGUGGCUGCAAUAUCACACGCCAGUUACAGAAACUUGGCCACCGAGCAUGAGACUCUCAUGCAGAAGUAUCUUCAUCUGCUUCAGAUUGUGGAGACGGAGAAAACAGUUGCUAAGCAACUUCGACAACAGAUAGAAGAUGGGGAAAUAGAGAUUGAAAGGCUUAAGUCAGAGAUCUCUGGGCUGCUCAAAGACAACGAGAAGAUUCACGCCAGCCCUGCAGCCACCCCAACUGAUGACGACUCAGAAAUCAAGAAGAUCAAAAAAGUCCAGAGCUUCCUGCGAGGCUGGAUCUGCAGGAGGAAGUGGAAGACAAUCAUUCAGGAUUACAUCCGCUCUCCACACGCAGAGAGCAUGAGGAAGAGGAACCAGGUGGUGUUCAGCAUGCUGGACUCGGAGGCCGAGUACGUCCAGCAGCUUCACAUCCUGGUGAACAACUUCCUGAGGCCGCUCCGCAUGGCAGCCAGCUCCAAGAAACCGCCCAUCACCCAUGAUGAUGUCAGCAGCAUAUUCCUCAACAGUGAAACUAUCAUGUUUCUACAUCAGAUAUUUUACCAGGGUCUAAAAGCCAGAAUAGCAAGCUGGCCAACAUUAGUGUUGGCGGACCUGUUUGACAUCCUGCUGCCCAUGCUGAACAUCUACCAGGAGUUUGUGAGGAACCACCAGUACAGCCUGCAGAUCCUGGCUCAUUGCAAGCAGAACCGAGACUUUGACAAGCUGCUGAAGCAGUACGAGGCCAAGCCCGACUGUGAGGAGAGGACUCUGGAGACUUUCCUCACCUACCCCAUGUUCCAGAUUCCCCGCUACAUUCUUACGCUCCACGAACUUCUGGCGCACACACCCCAUGAACAUAUAGAGAGAAACAGUCUGGACUACGCCAAAUCUAAGCUGGAGGAGCUUUCCAGAAUCAUGCACGAUGAAGUGAGCGAGACCGAAAACAUCAGGAAGAACCUGGCAAUAGAGCGCAUGAUCGUAGAGGGCUGCGAGAUUCUCCUCGACACCAGCCAGACGUUUGUAAGACAAGGGUCCCUCAUCCAGGUGCCGAUGAGCGAGAAGGGCAAGAUCACCCGUGGGCGACUGGGCUCUCUGUCUCUGAAGAAGGAGGGGGAGAGGCAGUGCUUUCUCUUCUCCAAGCAUUUAAUCAUCUGCACCAGGGGUUCUGGGGGAAAGCUUCAUCUCACCAAGAAUGGAGUAGUCUCACUUAUAGACUGCACUCUUAUGGAGGACCCUGAGGGGACAGACGAUGAGUCCAAAUCAGACAAGAGCGGUCAGGACAUGGAGCACCUGGACUUUAAGAUUGUCGUUGAGCCAAAGGACAGCCAGUCAUUCACAGUCAUCCUGGUGGCCUCCUCGAGGCAGGAGAAGUCUGCAUGGACCAGUGACAUCAGCCAGUGCAUAGACAACAUCCGCUGCAAUGGGCUGAUGAUGAACGCCUUUGAAGACAACUCUAAAGUCACAGUGCCACAGAUGAUCAAGUCGGAUUCAAGUCUGUACUGCGAUGAUGUGGACAUCCGCUUCAGUAAGAUGAUGAACUCCUGCAAGGUGCUCCAGAUCCGCUACGCCAGCGUCGAGCGCCUGCUGGAGAGACUGACCGACCUCCGUUUCCUCUCCAUCGAUUUCCUCAACACCUUCCUGCACUCCUAUCGCGUGUUCACCACCGCCGAUGUGGUGCUAGACAAACUCAUCACUAUCUACAAGAAGCCCAUCAGUGCCAUCCCUGCUCGGUCCCUGGAGUUAUUCUUUGCCAGUAGUCAGAACAGUAAACUCCUGUAUGGAGAGCCUCCCAGCUCCCCCCGGGCCAGCAGAAAGUUCUCCUCCCCUCCUCCUCUCGCUAUUGCAAAGAAUUCAUCCCCAAACCGCAGGCGCAAGCUCUCUCUCAACAUCCCCAUCAUCACUGGGGGCAAAGCUCUUGACCUGGCUGCCCUCAGCUGCUCCUCCAAUGGCUAUGCAAGCAUGUACUCAACCAUGUCCCCAUUCAGCAAGACCACCUUGGACAUCAACAAACUGUACGUGUCCAGCCCUAUCACAAGCAAAAUCCCUGAUGAGGGAGAAGAUAAGAAGGACAAGGUGGAGGACACCACAGUGUCCAAGCAAGAUCUCUCCGUACGAGAAGAAAGCGACAAUGAUCAAAACCAGAGUGAUGACGGGGACCCAGAAGCCUCUCCUACCAAGUCACCAACCACUCCAAAAAACAUCAAAUCGAAAAACUCCUCAGAGUUCUCCCUGUUUUCCUACAACAAUGGCAUGGUGAUGUCCUCGUGUCGAGAGCUGGAUAACAACCGCAGUGCCCUGUCUGCUGCCUCAGCUUUUGCUAUUGCUACAGCUGGAGCCAAUGAGGGAACACCUACCAAGGAAAAAUAUCGGAGGAUGUCCCUCGCCAGCACUGGCUUCCCAACAGAUCAGAGAAAUGGAGACAAAGAGUUUGUGAUCAGACGGGCAGCGACCAACAGAGUUCUCAAUGUCCUGAGGCACUGGGUGUCCAAACAUUCUCAGGACUUUGAGAGUAACAAUGAGCUGAAGACAAAAGUCAUUGUCUUCCUUGAGGAAGUGAUGCAUGACCCUGAGCUGCUGACCCAGGAGAGGAAAGCAGCAGCCAACAUCAUCAGGACUCUAACUCAGGAAGAUCAUGGUGACAAUCAGAUCACCCUUGAAGACGUAACACCUCUGGUGGAAGGAGGGAAGGCCGACCCCUUUGAGAGCCAUUCUGCAUUGGAGAUCGCAGAGCAGCUCACUCUGCUGGACCACCUGGUGUUUAAGGUCAUCCCAUAUGCGGAAUUCUUUGGACAAGGCUGGAUGAAGAAUGACAAAAAUGAGAAGACGCCGUACAUCAUGAGAACAACAAAGCACUUCAAUGAUAUAAGCAACCUUAUUGCCACAGAGAUCCUGCGUUGUGAGGACGUGGUCACUCGAGUAGUGGUCAUAGAAAAAUGGGUGGCUGUAGCCGACAUCUGUCGCUGUCUCCACAACUACAACGCCGUGCUCGAGAUCACCUCCUCCCUCAACCGCAGCUCUGUCUUCCGCCUCAAGAAGACCUGGCUCAAGGUUUCCAAGCAGACAAAAGCAUUGAUUGACAAGCUGCAGAAGCUAGUCUCAUCAGAGGGGAGGUUCAAAAACCUGAGAGAGGCUUUGAAGAACUGUGAUCCUCCCUGUGUGCCGUAUCUGGGGAUGUACCUCACUGACCUGGCUUUCAUUGAGGAGGGAACGCCCAACUACACUGAAGACAACUUGGUCAACUUCUCGAAAAUGAGAAUGAUUUCUCACAUCAUCAGAGAAAUCAGGCAGUUUCAGCAAACAGCAUACAAGAUUGAACUGCAACCAAAGGUAGCCCAGUAUCUACUGGAUAACAGCUUUGUUCUGGAUGAAGAAAGCCUGUACGAAGCCUCACUCAGAAUUGAGCCUAAAGUGCCCAACUGAUGGGGAUGUUGGCCCUCCACAUAUUUUUUCUGUUAAUAUUACACAUCAGUUAACAUACACAUCGAUUUUUGUAUAAUUGUACAUGUUAAAGAUAUUUGCUCUUCUGUACAGUAGGUUUAAGGUUGUUUGACGACACAAAACCUUUCAGUGUUUAUUUUUGUUUUUUUACCGUUGCCAUGACACCACCUGCUUUAAGGAUUUUUUUAUUUUUUAUUUCUCUCUUCAAGCAUAAUAACAGAGGUCACUUUGGUCUUCUUAGUGACCAAUGACAUUAUUUUGCAGCAUCUCAUACUGUGUCGACCUUGCACUUUCUGAGCACUUGUGCUGCUGGCCGUUGUUUGAGUUUUCGAUGACUGAGUUUCUCUGCAACCAAUGUAGCAUUGUAAAAACAACUGCAUCAAAUCAGGUAAAAGAGCACAGAGAAUAUAACUGUAUUUAAAUGUAGAGAGGAGAUGACAGUGAGGUAUCCAAAGUGUUACUGUCUCUGUGCUUCCCAAACCAAAACAAGAGGGAUUUGUUUCUUCAUUUCUGCUCACUAUUUUAAAGUCAGGGGUUCCCAAUCGUUUUUUGCACUGCGGAUAGUUUUUAUAUUGACAAUGCCAUUGUGGACUUGCCAAAUUGGAUAGACCAGGGAUGAAAACUAAACAGAAAACAAAGCUACUAAUGCUGAAUGAAUGCUCAAUGUGCUGAUGAUGGACCGGUUACCUCACAUACUCAUAAACUAAGAGUCUAUACCGCCAUGCCAACAGCUCUGUGGGGCUUUACUUAGGUACAGCAGUGCCAAAAACGUGCCAAAUGCUAACAUCAGCAUGCAACCAUGAAUAUUUGUACCAAAUUUCAAUGCAUUCCAUCCAAUAGUUAUUUAGAUAUUUCAGUCUGGUUCAAAGUGGUGGACUGAUUGUUCGACAGACCAGCAUUGUCAUCUCUAGAGCCACGCUGCUAGCAUAUGGCUAGUAAUAUAUUGUUGUUGGAACGUGACAGGAGAUGAUGAAAAAUGCAUUAUUUUCUAAUUAUUCAGGUAUUCUUGAAGAAUUAAAAGUACAGUAUAUUCGUUGCCUGGUAGCAAAUUUCUAAGGGCCAAUAACGGUCCAGAGGAGUUGGGAACCUCUGCUCUAAGACUGAAAAAGGUUUAAGUGUCAUUUUAUUUGUCACAAAGUGAUACUCUUCUUUCAUAGCCUGUUGUCACAUAAGGUGCUAAAACUCACCUUGGACAGAUACAGUUUCUUUUAUCUAAUCAGUUAUAAUCUGUGUAACAACACAGUGAUAAAGAAGGGUUAUAUCUCUUUAGAUUGCUGUGAUUUAAGGUGAAAGCUUAGUCAUACGAAUUUACCGUUAAAAUAGAAUGGUAGCCUACAGAGAGUUUUCCCUAUGUUCAAACUCCAUGUUUUUUUUUUUAAGUUUAAGUUCCAAAAAAAAGAUCACAUGCGGUGGAGAGUGUUGUACCUUCAGGCCCGGCGAUACUUCUGUAGAGUAAAAGGUUGUUGCUCUUCUGUAAUUAAAAGACAAUCUGUCCUUUUUGCUGUUCCAGUGAUUGUGGAACGUGACUGUAUAUCACUCUGUUAUAUGCAUUGCUGUUUAAAACUAUGAUAAAACGUAUGUGAAUGACCUCUGCCUGCAGCAUUCAAACACUAUUUUUGUAGUAGUAUAAGAGAGAGUGACCUGCUCUUUAUAUGAACAUGGGAAAGUAUUUUGUACUUUGUUGUUAAUUCACCUCACUGAGAUGUGCUGUACAUUUUGUACAUGCAACCCUGCUUUUUUUUCUCAAUGUGUGAAACACAGUGUAAUCCUUUCACAAAAAAAAAGAACAGUUGUAUCUCAAGCUUAAACACAAAACGCAACAGUGUGGUUCUAAAACCAUGACUUAGAGGUAGGAGACAACUUGAAAGUGUUUUGCAUUUAUACUGUAAUCCUGUCUAUAACCAUUUCUGUUAGCAGGAAUAUAGUAACGUAGUGCUUAUUCUGUGAAUAUUUGUAUGUAUUUUUACUAUGUAUGUACAGUACACUUUUGAAGCUCAUAUGGCAGGCAUGCAACACCUUCACAGACAGAAUAAUACUAUAUACUUAUACUGUAUACACUUAUACAUGCACAUACUCUUAUAAGGUAUAUAAACAAAUAAACAUUUGCUGUUAGCAAUACCCAGUGGUAUGAAAAUUAUCUUUCAACCCUCAUGUUUCCACACCUUAAGAUCUAUUCCCAGUUUUGUAAGAAAAAAAAUGAAAAGAUGACGAUGAUGAUGAUGAUGAUGAUGACGAUGAUAACAACAAAUUAACAAAAAUAUGUUUCCCAGUUACCUCUUGCUAAUAAAUAAAUUUUUUAUCAGG
This is a messenger RNA of Micropterus salmoides (largemouth bass), 6473 nucleotides long. RefSeq names its product Ras protein specific guanine nucleotide releasing factor 1 (gene rasgrf1). Gene Ontology annotation, biological process: positive regulation of GTPase activity; Ras protein signal transduction. Bases 381 to 4151 code for a protein of 1256 amino acids. NCBI's taxonomy places the organism in Eukaryota, Metazoa, Chordata, Actinopteri, Centrarchiformes, Centrarchidae. The transcript has 27 exons. Gene Ontology annotation, molecular function: guanyl-nucleotide exchange factor activity; protein binding. Gene Ontology annotation, cellular component: plasma membrane. The record is from RefSeq and is a predicted model, not a curated record.